AUGGCUACCGAUGGGGGAAGGCAGCAGCGGCGUGGGGGGUUCAAAUCAAAGCCCCGGAAGUGGAUGGCCUUCUUUGUGGGACAACUUUUGCUGUUGUUGAGCGGAGUUGCUUCUGCGGAUUUACGACGAGGUGGUGAUAUGGGUCGACGAGCGAGCGGAGACGCCGUGGAAGAUCUCCGUGACACUGUUGAGUGUAAGGUUGCACCGGACCCGGAAACAGCAGCGACGUCGCUGGCUCCGGUGAUACUGUCUAGUACGAAACUCACGACAACCUUGCACUGUGUUGCAAAAGGCAGCACGAUGAUACCGACUGCCCCCGAGAAAGUAUGUGUCACCAAGCAAAACGCAACAGUCAAAGAAUGUGCAACAACCAGCGACGAUGACAACAAACACGCUGUUGCGUUGAAAGAACUCUUAGGGGAAACGAGCGAAGCCAGAUGGAUCGAGGCACAACCCGUGCCCCCAGAGACCGGCAACGCAUGGACCUUGAAACUGAAGGAAUCUGACCUGCCAUUUGCUGAUAAGUCCUUCUUUGUUGGAUGCCAGAAUUCUGGUUCUAACCAGCACUGCAGGGUUGAUGUGACAGUAAAGGCCAGACCUUCUGUUGUUGUUGACAACGUCGUCACCUGCGCAUAUGGCUCUGAGAGCAACUCUGAAACCCUGAAAGUGGAAAUAACGGAAGAAAAAAGUACACUGACUAUCGAAUGUGGAAAUGAUGGGUCCAUCGUGCCUACGUCGUACGGCACUGUUUACUGCGGAAGUGACGAUCUGACCUCCUGCGAGAAGAGCUACAGCGAUAUUCUUCCAAAUUAUGCAAAAACCUGGUGGAAGGAGGAGGGAGUGCAGCGCGAUGUUGCGACAUUGACUAUCCCGAAACAGAAUUUCCCCGCUGAGGACAAGCAGUUUUACAUCGGUUGCUCUCCCAUGUCGGUAGAGGGGGCCUCGAAGGCCUCAGGCAUUGCGAAGGGCGAGUCUGAACGCCCCGCAGUCCCAGGUGUUUCGGUGUGCAAGGUUCUAGUUACAGUGAAAGCUGCGGGUUCUAUCUCGUCUGGGGAAUCUGGGUUGCACAUUGUCGGCGGGGCUUCGGGUGCUGCGGUAUUGAUCGGACUUCUUGCUGGCUCCUUUUGA
Besnoitia besnoiti is the source of this 1128-nucleotide messenger RNA. RefSeq names its product SAG-related sequence. The coding region runs from base 1 to 1128 and encodes 375 amino acids. Gene Ontology annotation, cellular component: membrane. The transcript has a single exon. The record is from RefSeq and is a predicted model, not a curated record. NCBI's taxonomy places the organism in Eukaryota, Apicomplexa, Conoidasida, Eucoccidiorida, Sarcocystidae.